AUGCGGGAAAUCGUGCACAUUCAGAUCGGCCAGUGCGGCAACCAGAUAGGAACCAAGUUCUGGGAGGUGAUCGGCGAGGAGCACGGGAUCGACCCCGCGGGCAGCUACGGCGGGGACUGCGCCUUGCAGCUGGAGCGGAUCAGCGUGUACUACAACGAGGCCCACGGUAGGAAGUACGUGCCGCGGGCGGUCCUGGUGGACCUGGAGCCAGGGACCAUGGACAGCAUCCGGUCCAGCAGGCUGGGAGCCCUCUUCCAGCCCGACAGCCUGGUCCACGGGACCUCGGGGGCCGGCAACAACUGGGCCAAGGGCCACUACACGGAGGGCGCCGAGCUGGCGGACGCGGUGCUGGACGUGGUGCGCAAGGAGGCGGAGAGCUGCGACUGCCUGCAGGGCUUCCAGGCCGUGCACUCGCUGGGCGGCGGCACCGGCUCGGGCAUGGGCACGCUGCUCCUGGGCCGGGUGCGCGAGGAGUUCCCCGACCGCAUCCUCAACGCCUUCAGCGUGGCGCCCUCGCCCAAGGUGUCGGACACGGUGGUGGAGCCCUACAACGCCGUCCUGGCCCUGCACCAGCUGGUGGAGCACGCCGACGCCUGCUUCUGCAUCGACAACGAGGCGCUCUACGACAUCUGCUUCCGCACCCUCAAGCUGGCCACGCCCUCCUACGGCGACCUCAACCACCUGGUGUCCCUGACCAUGAGCGGCGUCACCACCUCCCUGCGCUUCCCGGGCCAGCUCAACGCCGACCUGCGCAAGCUGGCCGUGAACAUGGUGCCCUUCCCGCGCCUGCACUUCUUCGUGCCGGGCUUCGCGCCGCUCACCGCCCGCGGCAGCCAGCAGUACCGCGCCCUGACGGUGGCCGAGCUCACGCAGCAGAUGUUCGACGCCCGCAACACCAUGGCGGCCUGCGACCCCCGGCGCGGCCGCUACCUGACCGUGGCCUGCAUCUUCCGGGGCCGGAUGUCCACCAAGGAGGUGGACGAGCAGCUGCUCGGCGUGCAGACCAGGCACAGCAGCUGCUUCGUGGAGUGGAUCCCCAACAACGUCAAGGUGGCCGUGUGCGACAUCCCGCCGCGGGGGCUGAGCAUGGCCGCCACCUUCAUCGGCAACAGCACGGCCAUCCAGCAGCUGUUCACCAGGGUGGGCGAGCACUUCUCGGCCAUGUUCCGCAGGAGGGCCUUCGUGCACUGGUACACGGCCGAGGGCAUGGACGUUAGCGAGUUCGCCGAGGCCGAGAGCGACCUCCACGACCUGGUGUCCGAGUACCAGCAGUUCCAGGACGCCGGCUUGGCUCAGGAGGGGGAGGGGGUCGCCGGGGAGCCCGGGGAGGAGCAGCCGGCGCCCUGA
This is a messenger RNA of Condylura cristata (star-nosed mole), 1347 nucleotides long. RefSeq names its product tubulin, beta 1 class VI (gene TUBB1). Bases 1 to 1347 code for a protein of 448 amino acids. The record is from RefSeq and is a predicted model, not a curated record. Gene Ontology annotation, molecular function: structural constituent of cytoskeleton; GTP binding; GTPase activity. The transcript is spliced from 4 exons. Gene Ontology annotation, cellular component: microtubule; cytoplasm. Gene Ontology annotation, biological process: mitotic cell cycle; microtubule cytoskeleton organization. NCBI's taxonomy places the organism in Eukaryota, Metazoa, Chordata, Mammalia, Eulipotyphla, Talpidae.